Molecule: messenger RNA, 1937 nt
Organism: Drosophila guanche
Lineage: Eukaryota; Metazoa; Arthropoda; Insecta; Diptera; Drosophilidae
Product: wnt inhibitory factor 1
Exons: 3
Coding region: 415-1035 (206 amino acids)
Source: RefSeq, a predicted model, not a curated record
CGAGAGAGGAAUCCAGACAUUCCAGAAUUGCGCUCAUAUUGGGUCUCCCUCUCUAUCUCGCUGGGUGCUCUCUCUUUUUCUGUCUCUCCGCCCCACCACUAUGCGAGCUCCCAGCAGCAGCUGCUGCGAUGAGUAAUGUCGAUGAGCGUCGGCGUCUGUUGGCUUCGUUUGCAUGCAAAUGCUUUUGUUGUAAUUUAGAUUGAGAGGCUCUCCGGGCGAGCGGUUAUCAGUUGUCCAUUGCAUCAUCGACGUAAUGUUUACACAUGGCGGGCGAUCGUGACCGCCGCAAUAACGGGACUAAUGGAUUCUGUACACAAAUUGCGCCGCCUCCGGUAAUCACUUUCACUCUCAUUGCCCACGCCGACCCGCAUCGGUAUCGUUUCCCAUGGAGGAGAUCAUUUGCAAUUGUAAAAGAUGCUGGGCCGGGCGGUCUUCCUUCAACUGGUGCUGCAAUACGUCUUGGUGCAAGGAUACUACUACUACGAUUACGGCUACUGGGAGAUCAAUGAGCCACCGCCACUGUGCUCCGAUUACGAAAUGCUUGUCGUGAACACCCGGCAGUGCGUGCGACGCUGCAACAUUGUCUGCCAGGAAGGCGUGUGCUUUGAGGAUGGCGAUUGCCCAUGUGCCGACCAGUACGUGGGCGCCAAUCCGGAUGGACUAGUCUGUGCCGCCGAGUGUCUGCCAGGCUGUCAAGAAGCGGGUGGGUUCUGUGCCGCGCCGGAUCUGUGUGUGUGCCGGAGGGCCAGGCACUACUACUUUGAUGCUCUUUCCCGACGUUGUCGACACAGGACUGCACGCCUCCUGGACCCAUGCCACGGGCGAUGCACCCACGGACGAUGCUCAUACGAUGGACAAUGUAUUUGUGCCCAGGGCUAUGAGCUCCGCGCCACCCUGCUCCACGGGCAGCAGUGCACGCCCAUCUGCAAGCACGAUUGCGGACCCCAUGCCUACUGCUUCGCGCCCAACAUGUGUGCCUGCCGACACAAGCACCACCAUUAUGCCCAAAAUGGCAUUUGCACAAAAUACUAUUAACCUUGGGGACAGACGGAUGCAGUCUUCUCGGUCUGUUUUAAGUUCCCUUACUGCUGACGUCACUCGUUCGAAUUUUUCUCGAAUUGCCAUUGCAGAUUCUAUAAUUAAAUUAUUUUUAUUUCGCUUAUAUAAACAUCUGUUGAAUGCUUUACUUCUCUGAGCUCUCUUCGAACUGAUAUGCCUCAACGCAACGAUUGUAGGGCAUCCAAAUGGUGAGCGCACACAAGAGAGAGAAAAGAGAAAGAGAGAGAGAGAGCGAGACUCAACGCCAAAUUACAAUGCGAAUUGUUAUUGUUUCUGGCACAUGGAAGGAAGGCCCGUCGCUAGAAAAUUUAAAUGAAUUAUAUCUUUAAUCGACCACUGAUCGACGGAAAAAACUAGAGCUAAGCUGACAAGAGUAAAACAUGCGUACGUGCGCUCCAGAGGCGUAGCUGUGGCAGAGUGAAAGGGACAGCUACCUGUUUGCCUGUGUGUGUGUGUGUGUGUGUGUUGUCUUGAUUUUCCGAUAAGGAUAAUUUCCGAAAAUGUGUAUUAAAAUGGGACUAGUUUUUAACUAAAUCACAGCCUAGAAUGUCUGCUGACUGCAGGGUAUUUGUUAGAUAAAGACUAAAGCAAAGAAUUGACAUCAGCAGCGACGUCGACGGCGGCGUUGGCGUCUUUAAAGGCGCGCGUGUGGCGUGUUUUCAUAUUUCUUGUUAUUGGAGGGGGACCGACCAGGCCCAGCAAAAGCAGCACUCGUGUUCCGUUUGUUCUCCGUCGCGUUUUAGUUGGAGUUUUGCUUUCCAACGGCGCGGUCUUUUUUAGCUGGAGCUUUUUCCCCACAUCGAGGAGCGUGUAUUUCUUGUCUCUCUUGCCAACUGCAGCAAUUUGCAAUUUUAAUUAACUUAAGACAGCCUGCUGAA